CUGGUUUAGUUUCUGGGGACGGUAUUAACGAGCGGACUAACCGGUGGCGAGGAGUCAUUCAGCGAAUAUUUGCAUAUAAACGUUUAAAUCAAGUUAAUAUUACAGUACGUAGAAACAUAAACAACAUAACAAAUAUCUGCACUUACAGCCAUUGAGUGGAAACUUAAUUUUAAAGUAACGAGUUUGUAUUUGCGACAAUAUGGCGGCACCCGUUGCUUUGAUCUCCUCUUCAAACUGACAGUUUUGGAACAGAGAUAAUGUUACUAUCAGCUCGUCGCCUAUCCAAAGUGCUGCAGCUCACCCUGGCGGUCAUCAAACCAGAUGCUGUCGCUCAUCCUGUGAUGUUGGAGGCUCUUCAUCAGAGAAUCCUGGACAACAACUUUGUGAUUGUUCGAUGCAAAGAUCUUGCGUGGAGGCGACAGGACUCUGAGAGGUUUUACGCUGAACAUUCAGGGCGAUUCUUCUACCAAAGACUUGUUGAAUUCAUGUCAAGCGGUCCGAUGAGAGCGUACCUUUUGGCCAGAGAGGACGCCAUACGUCACUGGAGAGAACUGAUGGGGCCCACCAAAGUUUUCAGAGCCAGAUACACCUCGCCUGCUUCUAUCAGAGCCCAGUUUGGACUCACAGACACACGAAACACAACUCACGGCUCAGAUUCUGUUGAGUCGGCAGAAAGAGAAAUCCGUUUCUUCUUCCCAGACUUCUGUGUGGAGGAGUGGAUGGAGAAGGAGGAGCCAUUGUUCCGAUCAGAACAAAUGCAUUACGACCAUCAAAAACAGAUCCACACUCUCUCAACGCAAAGCUGACCUCGUUCCCCAAAGACUACUUAGAAACUCUGCUCACAAAAAUGCGAGCUGCCAGAGGAGAUUCAAUCCUACAUGCUAAAUAUAAUGUGUACUGUGUUUAUCCAAUGUUUGUCAGUAAAUUCCUUGAACGUGGAAAUAUAUACAGCUUGUGAUUCAUA
Messenger RNA from Cottoperca gobio, 964 nucleotides. It is a transcript of the gene nme6, whose product is annotated as NME/NM23 nucleoside diphosphate kinase 6. The record is from RefSeq and is a predicted model, not a curated record. Gene Ontology annotation, molecular function: nucleoside diphosphate kinase activity. Gene Ontology annotation, biological process: CTP biosynthetic process; UTP biosynthetic process; GTP biosynthetic process. The transcript has 6 exons. Gene Ontology annotation, cellular component: mitochondrion. Bases 258 to 806 code for a protein of 182 amino acids. Lineage: Eukaryota; Metazoa; Chordata; Actinopteri; Perciformes; Bovichtidae.